AUGAAUAACUCUACAGUGAACUUCACUACAUCUGAAACAUCUACAAACUCCACAACUCAGUCAUUUUGGCUAAUGAACUUUGUUGAAACCUGUAUACUUGGCAUUAAUUUCCUGUUUGGUGUUCCUACAAACAUCUAUGUUAUAUGGCUCAUCAUCACAGGAACAGGAAGUGGAGUUGCAUCAGAGUUCUUCCGUCUCAAUCUCUCUAUUUGUGAGCUUGUUAACUGUCUGAAUAGUUUACUUGCUAUACUGCCAAUGUACUUUUCAAGUCUGUCAUUUUUACCCUAUAUUCUACAAGGACUAAUUCAUACUGGUCGUCCUCUGUUUCAGUGUCUGAUCUGUGUUGAGCGUUACCUGGCAGUGGUUCAUCCUGUAACAUUUCUGAAGUUUAAACCACUCAGAUAUAGAGUGAUCUGCUGCACUGCCGUGUGGAUAAUUAUUAUUGGCUCCUGUUUUUUUAAUUUAUUUUUUAUCUCACAAAACUUUCAUGCACACAUAUGGUUCUUCUCAACACAGUUCCUCCUCUUCCUCUCCAUCCAGUUGUUUUUCCUUGUGGUUGUUCUCAGAGCUCUAAAGCAGUCAGGACCAGGAGAGAGAGUGAGAGAGAGAAAGGAGGAAAACCACAUGAAGAGAAGAGCGUUUCAUAUAAUUCUAAUAACUACUGUGAGCAUGACAUUUAUAUAUGUCCCAUAUAGUAUCACAGGAUUUUGUAUAAUUCUGACACAACAGAAUUAUCAGGUAUAUUGGCUCCCUGGUUUGGUAUGUUAUGUGUUGGCUGGUUUUGUUCAGCCUGUUCUUUAUCUUCACCGAACUGGAAAACUCUCCAGCCUCUGUUCCUCAUAA
Ctenopharyngodon idella (grass carp) is the source of this 843-nucleotide messenger RNA. RefSeq names its product uracil nucleotide/cysteinyl leukotriene receptor-like. The transcript has a single exon. Gene Ontology annotation, biological process: phospholipase C-activating G protein-coupled receptor signaling pathway; positive regulation of Rho protein signal transduction. Gene Ontology annotation, molecular function: G protein-coupled receptor activity. Gene Ontology annotation, cellular component: membrane. Bases 1 to 843 code for a protein of 280 amino acids. Lineage: Eukaryota; Metazoa; Chordata; Actinopteri; Cypriniformes; Xenocyprididae. The record is from RefSeq and is a predicted model, not a curated record.